Molecule: messenger RNA, 907 nt
Organism: Silurus meridionalis
Lineage: Eukaryota; Metazoa; Chordata; Actinopteri; Siluriformes; Siluridae
Gene: ndufaf2
Product: NADH:ubiquinone oxidoreductase complex assembly factor 2
Exons: 4
Coding region: 89-577 (162 amino acids)
Biological process (GO): mitochondrial respiratory chain complex I assembly
Cellular component (GO): membrane
Source: RefSeq, a predicted model, not a curated record
CCGCUUGAUAUUACCUCCUGGAUUCAGCUCAUAUUGCCGAAACUAGCUUCCAGUUGAAGUUCUGCAUUACUGACUAAUAUUUGCUAGGAUGAGUCGUUUGGCUUCACUGCUAAGGAGGACGUUUGGUGUAAUGAAAGAACAUGUCGGGACAGAUCAUUUAGGGAAUAAUUACUACUACAUCCCCGAGCAGAAGACAUGGACAGGGCGGGGUGUCCGGGCUCGCCGGUUUGUGGAGGCGUCUAAUCGUAACGAGUUUGAGUACCUGGAAGGAAGCAUUCCCUCUGAAUGGGAUGCUUGGAUUAGAGGACGACGAAAGGAUCCUCCUACUAUCGAGGAGUUGCUAAACAAUGCACGAUACAGAGAACAAAUCAAAAUCAAAGCUCAGGAGGCUGAAGAGAAGGACAGAGAACUGCAAGCCAAAGAGAGCGCAGAAGGAUUAGUUGCACGGCCGAUGCAGGCUCAGGUCAAAGGUCAUGCUGCUGCCACACAGUUUGGGCAGGUAAAAAUCAGCGAGGAUCCUGUGAGCACCGCAAAUACGUUCCAGCCCGGGUCCUGGGCUCCUCCUCCAAAAAAAUGAAAGUAUCUCAUUUAAAUCCCAGACUUUUAAAGGACAACUGUAACAGAAUGAAGCACAAAUGUGAAUGUACUGCUCUCUGCUGCUGUUUAAAGCUUCACUGAACGGGUGAAAAUGUUGGCGAGAUUUCAGAUGAUCUUACCAGCUUUUAGGAAGAUCUAAAUAAACGUAGUGCUUUAAUAGUUGAUAAGAAACUGUAACUUUAGUUUCAUUCUCAAUGCAUGUCUCUUUUUUUGUUUUAUUGAAGGGACUUUAUUUUGCUCUUCUUGUGUAUGUGUGUUUUGGAGAGAAUUCAUAAACAUUGUUUUGACUGUUAUAGUCAGUGAAGGUGAA